GUGUCAAUUCACCCAAACCAACAGUAAGGAGCGCGUGGAGAGAAACACGUGACAGCAAGACUAAAUAAUGAUGUGACUGGUUACAGCUGCCCCCAGUGGUAGGAGGUCUAAUUGAGGGGGAAGCGGGAUUUGCAGCUUCUGUCCUCCAUAACUACAGCAUGGCUCCGACGCGACACUGCAUUCCUGGAGAGAGACUCUGCAGCUUAGAAGAAGGAACCCCCGGCAGUGGCACCUACACCCGUCAUGGCUCUAUAUUUGCCUCUCUAGCUGGUUGUUUCAUUAAGAAAAGUGAAAAUGGCAUGCUGCCAGUAGUCUCUGUAAUGAGGGAUGCAGAUUCUCAACUUCUACCUGAUGUGGGGGCCACGGUGACAUGCAAGGUCUGCAGCAUUAAUUCACGUUUUGCAAAGGUCCACAUCUUGUAUGUCAGCUCUACACCACUGAAAUCCCCCUUCCGUGGAACAAUACGGAGAGAAGAUAUCCGAGCUACAGAGAAAGACAAGGUAGAGGUUUACAAGAGUUUCCGCCCAGGAGACAUCGUUCUGGCCAAAGUUAUCUCAUUGGGAGAUGCACAAUCCAACUACUUGCUGACAACAGCUGAAAAUGAGCUGGGGGUAGUGGUGGCUCAUAGUGAAGCAGGAGUACAGAUGGUGCCGAUCAGUUGGUGUGAAAUGCAGUGUCCCAGUACACAUGCCAAGGAACUGCGCAAGGUAGCCCGGGUGCAGCCACAAUUUCUGCAGACCUAAAUGGUACAUACCCCAAGAUGUACAAGUACUGGUAAGGCUUACCUCAGGGGAGAGAGAGAUAAAGGACACUGGAAAGGAAACUUUUUUGAACUAUUGCUAAGUGUACAAGACAGAAAUGAAACACCCACGUACACGUCCACCUCCAGAAUGGCCUGAGAGAAAAAGGACCUAACUACUCCCUUUUCCUCUAUUUUAUGUCAUAAUUGUACUGUUUUAUAAGCCAAUAAACUCUUUUCCAUGGUG
Messenger RNA from Heteronotia binoei (common prickly gecko), 986 nucleotides. It is a transcript of the gene EXOSC1, whose product is annotated as exosome component 1. Gene Ontology annotation, cellular component: cytoplasm; nuclear exosome (RNase complex). Gene Ontology annotation, molecular function: RNA binding. NCBI's taxonomy places the organism in Eukaryota, Metazoa, Chordata, Lepidosauria, Squamata, Gekkonidae. Gene Ontology annotation, biological process: RNA processing. The coding region runs from base 159 to 743 and encodes 194 amino acids. The transcript is spliced from 8 exons. The record is from RefSeq and is a predicted model, not a curated record.